Messenger RNA from Coffea arabica (coffee), 7857 nucleotides. NCBI's taxonomy places the organism in Eukaryota, Viridiplantae, Streptophyta, Magnoliopsida, Gentianales, Rubiaceae. The record is from RefSeq and is a predicted model, not a curated record.
UAAUAAGAUAAGAAGAAGAAGACUGGUAGUAUUGCAGCAGUUCUCGUCAGUCCAUUCUUCUCUGCUGUGGUCUGUUCUUUUAUUGCCUCGUGUUCGUCUUCUCUUUCUCUGUAUUUAUUUCCCCCCAACAAUCCCCGUAGUAAUUUUGCUCUGUUAUUGUUGCUCUCGGAAACUUAGGUAGUUUAGUUGUUGCCGUAUUCCUUCUCUUAGCUCAAUCUCGUCGUAAGCUCCGCUGUGGAUAAGGACACCGCAAUUCCCAUCCCCCUCCCACCUCACCCACUCGCUCAACAACCCCAUCUUUUCAGAUUUUUAGAUUCCAGCGGAAACAAACAAACCAGCCACAACCUCCUAAUUAUAAUUAAAAGUAAGGAAAAACAAAAAAGAGAGAGAAAGAAAGCAGAAUAGAGUUAGAAAUCCUUCAACCUCUCAUCUGGACCGUAUUCGAGCGGUUUUCUUACUAUUUCAAUUUCAAAAAUUUGUUGAAAGUCGAUUGAAACCGUUAUGGAUCUGGUAUUUUAGGCUCAACCAACUAUCUGCUUUGAUAUUUGAAUUCGGGAUAUCCGAUUUCCUUUUGUUUGAGGGAUCAAAAGAGAGAAGGAGGGUCCGAUCUCCGUUCGUGUUUAUUCAUUCUUUCUUUCCUCGUUGCCACGAAACUCGAAAGUUAAAUUAAAUCCCAAAACGACGAUACUACUAGCACAGCUUCUGUGCUAUCUGUAGCUGAAGCAGGAAGGUUGUUUUGUUUUCUUUGAAGACUGAUUUAAUCGAUUAUUUAAAUUUGGUACUGAGAAAAUAAACAGAAUGUCGGUGGCCUCGGGAACUGUAAUUCCGUCGAAAAGCGGCCGCGGGGCCGUCGGAUUGCCGUCGGUGACGAAGCCCUUUGCGAACAAUCAAUUGAAUGUAGUACCUCUAAGUCGAGUGCUUGGCAUUAGGUCGGCAGCUGGGAGGAGGAGUGGAUGUGGUUUGGAAAGAAGUAGUAAACUUUUUGGAGCUAGGUUACCGCGAGCUCUAGGAUCGGAAAGGUCGCAUCUCUGGCAAACCGAUGGGCCGGGUCGACCCCCGAAGCUUAGGGUGUUCCAGCUACGAUCCGCAUUGUCUCAGAUCCCAGAGAAGCCGCUCGGUCUUUAUGAUCCUUCUUUUGAUAAGGAUUCCUGUGGAGUCGGCUUUGUUGCUGAACUUUCCGGCGAAAGCAGCCGUAAAACGGUGACUGAUGCGAUAGAGAUGUUGAUUCGGAUGAGCCACAGAGGUGCAUGUGGUUGUGAGACUAAUACUGGUGAUGGUGCUGGCAUUCUUGUGGCUCUUCCUCAUGAUUUUUACAAGGAGGUUGCAAAAGAAGUGGGCUUUGAACUACCGCCACCUAGGGAAUAUGCGGUGGGCAUGUUGUUCUUGCCUACAUCUGAAAGCCGUAGGGAGCAGAGCAAAAUUGUAUUUACCAAGGUAGCUGAAUCACUCGGGCAUACUGUUCUUGGAUGGAGGACUGUUCCAACAGAUAACUCCGGAUUGGGCAAGUCUGCUUUGCAGACCGAGCCUGUAGUUGAGCAAGUAUUUCUUACACCCACGCCAAGGUCAAAAGCUGAUUUUGAACAACAGAUGUAUAUUUUAAGGAGGGUUUCAAUGGUAGCUAUCCGAGCUGCAUUAAACCUCCAACACGGUGGUGUGAGGGACUUCUACAUAUGUUCUCUUUCCUCCAGGACGGUUGUCUACAAAGGUCAGUUGAAGCCUGCUCAGUUGAAAGAAUACUACUAUGCAGAUCUUGGCAAUGAAAGGUUUACGAGCUACAUGGCCCUGAUACACUCCAGGUUCUCAACAAAUACAUUUCCCAGUUGGGACCGUGCUCAGCCUAUGCGUGUUUUGGGUCACAAUGGGGAGAUUAAUACACUUCGAGGCAAUGUGAACUGGAUGAAAGCUCGUGAAGGUCUGCUAAAAUGCAAGGAGCUGGGUCUUUCCAAGACUGAGAUGAAGAAGCUCUUGCCUAUAGUAGAUGCUAGUUCAUCUGAUUCAGGAGCUUUUGAUGGUGUACUUGAGCUUUUAGUUCGAGCCGGUAGAAGUCUUCCUGAGGCUAUAAUGAUGAUGAUUCCUGAGGCCUGGCAGAAUGACAAGAAUAUGGAUCCUCAGCGAAAGGCCUUGUAUGAGUAUUUCUCAGCCCUUAUGGAACCAUGGGAUGGGCCUGCACUCAUAUCGUUUACUGAUGGUCGCUACCUUGGAGCAACACUGGAUCGGAAUGGGUUGCGUCCUGGUCGCUUUUAUAUCACUCACAGUGGCCGGGUGAUUAUGGCUAGUGAAGUUGGAGUGGUAGAUAUCCCACCUGAAGAUGUAUCUAGGAAAGGAAGACUUAAUCCAGGCAUGAUGCUUCUGGUAGAUUUUGAGAAGCAUGUUGUUGUAGAUGAUGAGGCAUUGAAGCAGCAGUAUUCGCUUGCAAGGCCUUAUGGGGAGUGGCUGAAGAGGCAAAAGAUAGAACUAAAAGACAUAGUAGAAUCUGUUCAUGAAUCUCAAAGGGUCUCUCCAGCUAUAGCAGGAGUUGUGCCUGCAUCAAAAGAUGAUGAUAGCAUGGAAAACAUGGGCAUUCAUGGGUUAUUGGCGCCUUUGAAGGCUUUUGGUUAUACCGUUGAAGCUCUGGAGAUGCUACUACUUCCAAUGGCAAACGAUGGUAUUGAGGCGCUUGGUUCAAUGGGAAAUGAUGCUCCCUUGGCGGUGAUGUCUAAUCGAGAGAAACUCACCUUUGAAUACUUCAAGCAGAUGUUUGCUCAAGUUACAAACCCGCCUAUUGAUCCCAUCAGGGAGAAGAUUGUUACUUCCAUGGAAUGCAUGAUAGGUCCAGAAGGUGAUCCGACAGAAACCACAGAAGAACAAUGUCACCGCCUCUCGCUGAAAGGGCCUUUUUUGUCCGUUGAAGAAAUGGAAGCAAUCAAGAAGAUGGACUACAGAGGCUGGCGCAGCAAGGUCAUAGAUAUCACCUAUUCUGUUGGCCAUGGUAGGAAGGGCUUGGAGGAGACCCUAGACCGGAUAUGCUCAGAAGCACAUGAUGCAAUUAAAGAGGGUUAUACAGCACUUGUACUUUCCGACAGAGCCUUCUCACCAAAGCGUGUUGCUGUAAGCUCUUUAUUGGCUGUCGGAGCUGUUCAUCAUCAUCUGGUGAAAAGGCUUGAGAGAACACGAGUUGCACUGAUUGUUGAAUCUGCUGAGCCUCGUGAAGUGCAUCACUUCUGUACUCUGGUGGGAUUUGGUGCAGAUGCAACCUGCCCUUAUUUAGCUAUAGAAGCAAUUUGGAGACUACAGGUAGAUGGGAAGAUUCCACCCAAGCCAACUGGUCAGUUCCAUUCCAAGGAUGAGCUUGUUAAAAAAUACUUCAAUGCAAGCAACUAUGGCAUGAUGAAGGUUCUUGCUAAAAUGGGAAUAUCAACUUUGGCAUCUUACAAGGGUGCCCAAAUAUUUGAGGCAGUUGGCCUUUCAUCUGAAGUCAUGGAGAGGUGCUUUACUGGGACUCCAAGCAGGGUUGAAGGUGCAACUUUUGAAGCACUUGCUAAUGAUGCUCUUGAGUUGCAUGAGCUGGCAUUUCCAUCAAGGGUCUUACCUGCUGGCAGCGCUGAGGCUGUAGCCCUCCCUAAUCCUGGUGAUUAUCACUGGAGGAAAGGUGGUGAAAUUCACCUGAAUGAUCCUCUUGCUAUAGCAAAGCUUCAGGAAGCUGCCAGAUCUAAUAGUGUGGCUGCUUACAAGGAAUAUUCGAGACGGAUACAAGAAUUGAACAAGAGCUGCAAUUUGAGGGGACUUUUGAAAUUUAAAGACGAAGUGAUGGGGGUUCCUUUGGAAGAAGUUGAACCAGCCAGUGAGAUUGUAAAACGAUUUUGUACCGGAGCAAUGAGUUAUGGAUCAAUAUCACUGGAAGCACACUCAACCCUUGCUAUUGCUAUGAACAAAAUUGGGGGAAAGUCAAACACAGGUGAGGGGGGUGAGCAACCAUCUCGCAUGGAUCCUCUGCCAGAUGGUUCAAUGAAUCCAAAGAGGAGUGCAAUUAAGCAGGUUGCAAGUGGAAGAUUUGGUGUUUCAAGUUAUUACCUCACAAAUGCUGAUGAGUUGCAAAUAAAAAUGGCUCAGGGAGCAAAGCCGGGAGAAGGUGGCGAACUUCCUGGUCACAAGGUUAUUGGUGACAUUGCCGUGACUAGAAACUCUACUGCUGGAGUGGGGCUGAUAAGCCCUCCGCCCCAUCAUGACAUAUAUUCAAUUGAAGAUCUUGCUCAACUAAUUCAUGACUUGAAGAAUGCAAAUCCUGGUGCACGUAUAAGUGUGAAGUUAGUUUCUGAAGCUGGUGUUGGGGUAAUUGCUAGUGGUGUCGUAAAGGGUCACGCUGAUCAUGUCUUGAUCUCGGGUCAUGAUGGAGGUACUGGGGCCUCAAGGUGGACUGGCAUCAAGAGUGCAGGGCUCCCAUGGGAACUUGGUCUGGCGGAGACCCACCAAACCUUGGUUGCGAAUGACCUUCGUGGCCGAACUGUUCUUCAGACUGAUGGCCAGCUGAAAACUGGAAGAGAUGUUGCAAUUGCUGCACUUCUUGGUGCCGAGGAGUUUGGUUUUAGCACUGCUCCCCUCAUCACUCUUGGCUGCAUUAUGAUGCGGAAGUGCCACAAAAACACUUGUCCAGUGGGGAUCGCCACCCAAGAUCCAGUUCUUCGAGAAAAGUUUGCUGGGGAACCAGAACAUGUCAUAAACUUUUUCUUUAUGCUAGCAGAGGAAGUCAGGGAAAUCAUGUCUCAGCUCGGAUUUCGAACGCUUAAUGAAAUGGUUGGUCGCUCAGAUAUGCUUGAACUCAAUGAAGACUUGGUCAAGAACAAUGAAAAGCUCAAGAACAUUGAUCUCUCUUUAUUGCUUAGACCUGCUGCUGACAUCCGGCCAGAUGCUGCACAGUACUGCAUACAGAAACAGGAUCAUAGUUUGGACAUGGCUAUGGAUAACAAAUUAAUAGAUCUGUCCAAAGCGGGAAUUGAAAAAUGUGUUCCGGUAUAUGUCGAAACUGGAAUUUGCAACACAAAUCGGGCUGUUGGAACCAUGCUUAGCCAUGAAGUAACAAAGCGCCACAGCAUGGUGGGACUUCCAGCAGAUACAAUUCACAUCAAAUUCAAUGGUAGUGCUGGCCAGAGUUUUGGUGCUUUUGUUUGCCCUGGCAUCACAUUGGAGCUGGAAGGUGACAGCAAUGAUUAUGUGGGUAAGGGACUAUCUGGUGGCAAGAUCAUUGUGUAUCCUCCCAGAGAAAGCAGGUUUGAUGCAAAGGAAAAUAUUGUUAUUGGAAAUGUGGCUUUAUACGGGGCUACUGGUGGUGAAGCUUACUUUAAUGGGAUGGCUGCGGAAAGGUUUUGUGUGCGAAACUCAGGUGCCAAAGCAGUUGUGGAAGGUGUUGGUGAUCAUGGAUGUGAAUACAUGACUGGUGGAACUGUUGUUGUGCUGGGGAAAACUGGAAGAAACUUUGCUGCUGGCAUGAGUGGAGGAAUUGCUUUUGUGCUUGAUAUGGAUUCUAAGUUCCAAUCUCAUUGCAACUCUGAGUUGGUGGAUCUUGAUAAAGUAGAAAACGAAGAUGAUAUUCUGACUUUGAAAAUGAUGAUACAACAACAUCAGCGCCACACCAACAGCAAGCUAGCGAAGGAGGUUCUUUCAAAUUUCGAUGAUCUUUUGCCUAAAUUUAUCAAGGUCUUCCCUAGAGACUAUAAACGGGUUCUUGCAAGCAUGAAAGAAAAGGAGACUGCCAACAUUGCUGCUGAAAGAACUGCAAGAGAAAUUGAGGAGCAAGAAGAGGCAGAGUUGAUGGGGAAAGAUGCUUUUGAAGAGCUUAAAAAGUUUUCAGCUGGAUCCUUGAACAAAAAAGCCAAUCAGGUAGAAAGGGUCAUUUCAGUUAAGAGGCCUACAUGUGUGGCUGAUGCCGAGAAGAAUGGAGGUUUUGUUCGAUACGAGAGAGAGGGUAUUUCAUAUAGGGAUCCCAACAAGCGGAUCUACGAUUGGAAAGAAGUUAUGGAAGAACUGAAACCUGGUCCACUUCUUACAACACAGUCUGCUCGCUGUAUGGACUGUGGCACUCCUUUUUGUCAUCAGGAGAACUCUGGAUGUCCCCUUGGGAAUAAGAUACCUGAAUUCAAUGAGUUAGUAUACCAGAAUAGAUGGCGGGAAGCAUUAGAUAGGCUUCUUGAGACCAACAAUUUUCCGGAGUUUACUGGCCGAGUCUGCCCUGCGCCUUGUGAAGGGUCUUGUGUGCUUGGUAUUAUCGAGAAUCCAGUCUCCAUCAAAAGCAUUGAGUGCACUAUCAUUGACAAAGCCUUUGAGGAGGGAUGGAUGGUACCAAGGCCUCCACAAAUGAGAACUGGGAAGAGAGUUGCUGUUGUUGGAAGUGGACCUGCUGGCUUAGCUGCUGCUGAUCAGUUAAAUAGGAUGGGUCAUGCUGUUACUGUGUUUGAGCGUGCUGAUCGAAUUGGUGGUCUUAUGAUGUAUGGGGUGCCCAACAUGAAGGCUGAUAAAGUUGAUGUUGUCCAGAGAAGGGUUGAUCUUAUGGAAAAGGAAGGUAUCAACUUUGUGGUUAAUGCCAAUGUAGGCAAAGAUCCCUCAUUCUCCCUAGACCGACUUCGUGAGGAACAUGAUGCAAUUGUUUUGGCUGUUGGAGCCACAAAGCCCAGGGACCUUCCUGUUCCUGGACGUGAGCUUUCUGGAGUGCAUUUUGCCAUGGAAUUUCUUCAUGCUAAUACGAAGAGUUUGCUUGACAGCAAUCUUGAGGAUGGCAAUUUCAUUUCAGCCAAGGGCAAGAAGGUAGUGGUUAUUGGUGGAGGUGAUACUGGUACUGACUGCAUAGGUACCUCUAUUCGACAUGGUUGCAGUGGUCUUAUAAAUCUAGAACUUCUUCCUCAGCCUCCACAAUCUAGGGCCCCAAACAACCCUUGGCCACAGUGGCCUCGGGUAUUUCGCAUAGACUAUGGACACCAGGAAGCUGCUGCCAAGUUUGGCAAAGAUCCAAGGUCCUACGAGGUAUUAACCAAGCGGUUUGUGGGAGAUGAGAAUGGAGUGGUUAAAGGACUAGAGAUUGUACGAGUCCAGUGGGAGAAGGAUCCUAGUGGGAAGUUCCAAUUUAAGGAAGUGGAAGGCUCAGAGGAGAUGAUUGAGGCUGAUCUAGUUUUGUUAGCAAUGGGCUUCCUUGGUCCUGAAUCGACCAUAGCGGACAAACUUGGAUUGGAGAAAGACAAUAGAUCGAACUUGAAAGCAGACUAUGGGCGCUUCUCAACGAGUGUGGAAGGUGUAUUUGCAGCUGGGGACUGUCGGCGUGGCCAGUCUCUGGUUGUAUGGGCCAUCUCCGAAGGCAGGCAAGCAGCUGCACAGGUGGACAAGUAUCUCAUGGAAGACACAACAGGCCUUCCUAUUGAUGGCAGAAGGCAAGAGGAUUUUGUCAAGAGAGAACAAGAUAGCAACAGACAGACGGUAAGGACAUAGACUUAGAAGCCGCAAUUACUACUAGCGUCUGAACGCAGGCGUGUACUGUAAUUACUGUAUGUGCAAGACACCAUUUUUAUUUGGUCGUCUGCUCGUGGUGCGCGGAGGAUCAUCAAGGAAAUAAGCUGCAAAGAGGCUUGUCAUCAUGUGUCAGAUACUAAAGGUCCGAGUGGAAGCAUGACAAUUUUUGGUGGGGUUGGUGUUAGCUUUUGUGUUAAUGAUGCCAAUGUAAGCUUCUUUCUCUGUUCUUCAUAUUUUGUUUGUGUUAAUUAAGUUUCAACUCUGUAUUUGGCCGAAAGGUGGCCGUGGCUCACUAUGUGUGCUAGUAUCAGCAAAAAUAAUGUACAGUUUAAACGAUUUAUUUGCGACCCAAAUAAAUGCAUGGGGAGUCCUAGUGAUUGUUUACUC